This is a messenger RNA of Anthostomella pinea, 2016 nucleotides long. Lineage: Eukaryota; Fungi; Ascomycota; Sordariomycetes; Xylariales; Xylariaceae. The record is from the annotation of a GenBank genome assembly.
AUGUUGGGGACUAAGAGCGCUGCGGAGCUGUGCGUCCUGCUGAUCGACGAGCUGUACGGCCAACUCCCGUCGCGCGUUUUUGCCGCUCUCCUAGCAAGGGGCAGAUCGAACGUCGGAAAGCUGGUGCAACAGUCCUCGCUGAACCCUAAACAAGUCCGGCAUGGCCUUGUAGUCCUGAUCCAACAAAACCUCAUCUUCUACCACACCGACCCAGAUGCACCCCAUAGUCUCUACGAAGCGAACCCCAGUGCUGCCUACAAUCUCGUAAGAGUUGGAAAGAUCCUAGAUAUGGUCGAAAACCAAUAUGGGCGCACGGCAAAGCUACUCGUCCACGACGUUAUCCUGCUCGGCCAGAUCGAGAUCGCGGAGCUUGUUAGACACUACAAGCACGAACAUUGCGCCCAGAAGAAGGAUAGUGAUGGUGAGGUCGAGGCUGGUCACAAUGGCAUCAACGGGGAUGACCAUACCAACCCAAACCACAUCAAUGGUAACGGUACAGCUAGUUCCGCGACAGAGGACGAGUAUGCCGAGCCAGAGGACGAAGAAGUCUAUGAUAUCCUGGCCCAGCUAAUCGCCUCCGGAUUCAUCGAGUCAGUCACGGCGUCGACGUUCCAGUCACCUGAAGACUUGAGGACUGGAGUUGAGCAAGAGGUCAUGAAGGAUUUCCCGAACGGUCUCCGAGGAGCAAAGCAGACGAAUGAGUUUGACACAAUGGUCAUGGAUGAGCUGAAGUCCAUUCAUGGGGAACGCACAGCUUUGAAGAGAAAGUUACAGGACAGACUGGACUACGAACCCAACAUCAAACGUCGGAAGUUGACGAACUGCGGUUGGGCUAACGGGUUCGUCGCUACGGGCGGAGGUUCUCUCCUCGACGAAGAAUUCGAUACUAUGAUCCGAUUGAACCAUGACAAGUGCAUAGUGGAGCUUCGCAAUCAGAAACUUGCCGAGCAUGUCGAGGACAUCAUCGGAGAUACCACAGCCCAAGUCUACGGAGCACUGCUCAGAGCCCUCAGCAAGAAGAUAUCCCGUUGCCGGGUAUCUGGAAUCCUGUCGAAUGAAGAGGCCGACUUCUUGGAGCCUCGUGUCUCGACCGAUGAUGUCUUUGAACAUCUGAGCCCAUCUGUCGAUGUAUCCUUUGGAAUAGGAACUGCAUCUGAGGAUACCAUCGACAUUCGAUAUGCAGAAAAGAUUCGCAGGGAUCCACCCCAGCUUCAAGACCCGAGCUUUCAGGAUGGCCUCCAAGAAGGAGACGUCGUCGUGGCCUCCGACGAUGAGUAUGACGAGACUGGGGAGCUCACCAAUGGUGCCGCCGUCAAUGGAUCUCGCAGAGGCUCCAAACCGGGUCAGAAUGGGACCAAAGUCAAAGGCGAGGAUGGAGGACCCCUGAGCUCUCAACGACUGCGCCAGAUGCGCCAACAUCUUCUCAUACUAGCCGAGAGCAAACAGCAGUUCGUGCGUCACUGUGGAGCUGGCCAGUGGACAGUCGAUUUCGGACCCCUCUUGCAGCGUGUGCGCUUCAUUGAGCUUGACACGAUGAUUGAAGAGUCAUUCGGUCGACAGGGCCUGCGACUCACCCGAAUCCUACGAGAGAAGGGCAAAAUCGACGACAAGACGUUACCGACCAUGGCGCUCAUGAGAAAGCCCGACGUGCAUGUCAAGAUGGCAGAGAUGGAAAUGGCAGGGUUUCUCGACGUGCAAGAAGUGCCCCGCGACAACAACCGAGCGGCGAACCGCACCAUGUUCUUCUGGUUCUUCGAUGAGGAGAGAACACUCAGGCGAAUAUUGGACAGCACGUAUAAAUCGAUGGUGCGAUGUCUGGAGCGACUCGAGGUAGAGCGCCGUAGAAGGAAGAACGUGUUAUCGGUGACUGAGCGCAGAGACGUUCAGGGGAAGGAAAAAGAUAUGCUUAGAUCUGACGUGUACAGUGAAUGGCUCGAGUUCCUGGAAGUUGAGAAGAAACUUCUUGGGCAAAUAGGGCGGAUGGACGAUCUCGUUGCGAUCCUCCGCGACUACUGA